ACAUUUUUCAAUUGCAGCUUAAUUCAUGCGCUUCUAAAAGUUACAUUUGUCUUUAUUGUAUCAAGUUUACCGCAAUACCACAACACCGUGAACACAUUUGACUGGUUGUUUCCACAAAUAACAGACAAAGUCAAAAGGGAGGGAGCCUGAACCUGAGCUUACAUAUAACCAGAAACUCCUCCUGUUACCAGCAUGUUUUGGAAGAGACAAAAAGCCUCUAGCUUCCUACUAAACUGCCAUCACAACAGAGACCUUGUGAGAGCUGAAAUACUUUUGACGGUGACACAAGAUAUAUCAGUGGUUUACAGCAAAACAACGUGAAGAUUUUACAUCUAUUUUAGAAUUAAACAACAGCAUCAGGAUGUCCAACAGCAAAAAGAAACCAACAGCAGCUUCAACAUUUUACAAUGAACCAGUGAUGGUGGAGGAACUGUACACUGGAUAUCUGCUCAAGUCCCCGGCUCAAUCAGCCCUGACCAAAAACACGCUGUCACAGAUAUCAUGGAAGCGUCGUUUUUUUGUGCUCUCCAAGACGAUUGAAGACUCCUACCAGCUGACAUACCAUGUAAACAACGAAAGGAGAGACAAGCCUUUGGGAGAGAUAGACAUUUCUAAGAUCAGCCUGCUGUUCACUGGCCCUGAGACACAUCAGAAGUGGGACUGGAUCCAGAAAAACUUCAAGUGCUCUCCAUCCUCUGUGCUGUUCUUGAAGGUGGAAGACGACACAAUAAAACACUCGAGAGAAUAUUUCCUCAUUGGAGAAAACAGUGCUGAUGUGGAGGGUUGGCUCAGUGCCUUAGUCAAGGUAAUAAAGACCCAGAAAUCAAGAAAUACCCUUCAGGAAAACAGAUUUCGAUCAGCAUCUGAACCUGUUCAGAAUCCAGAAGAAAAAGCUGAGGAUGAGUCUGAUGACAGACGGUCAGCGCCUGAAUUGAUGCUAACUUACCCGUCACCAUACAGCCAUUAUGACUAUCCUCGCAAGCUCAGUGAACCUCCACUACCAGUAGAGCUAAAGGUUGAUGAGGAUGAAUAUGAUGAGGAUGAGAUGCAGGAUGAAUCUGCAGAAGACAAUGAAUACAUGCCCAUGGCAUCAUUGCAAAGAGCAUUGGGAGUUGACAAACAAGAGACAGACAUUACAUGCAAGCAGAAAAACGCUUCCAUUAAUGGUCACAAGUCCUCUGUGUGCAGUGGUGCAAUCGAUCAGGAUGAGGAUGAUGACUGUAAUUGGAAAAUGCACGUACAUGUUGAGAAGGAGAUCUGCGUUAGUCAAAAUGAUCUAAAAAAUAGUCUCAUUUUGACUCAGGCAGAAGGCAAACCAUGUGUCUCUGACUGUCGGAUGCUUCAGGACUCGUGUCUCUUUCAUAAGGGGGAUCAGAUCCUUGCCUUCAAUGACCUGCUUAUAGACACAGUAGAAGAGAUUCAGACAUAUGUAAGAAGACUAAGCAAGGAUGAGGUAAAACUCACUAUUCGGCGGCUCAUAGGAUCUCAGCCUCUGCACAGCGAACCCUGCCUUUCAUAAUGAAGACAAAUCUCAUGUGAAUUCAUCAACAUCAAGAUAUUAGAAAAAAUUAAAGAUUAAAGCUUAUUCGUUUGAGUCUAAUCCUACAGGUUGAAAACAAGGUGUUAAUGAAUAGAAGAGAAUUCAGGUUAUCUAAAACAACUUGUCCUCUUUUGACUGUAUAUUAUUCAUGCAAAUAUGUAAAGCAAGGUUAGAUUUUCUGAUCUUAAAAUGCUACUUGGUGAAAAAAAUCUGUAAGAUUUAGACUAUGUUAUGCGACUGGCAGUGGGUUUAUUAGUUCACAUCUGUUAAUGUGAAGAACAAGGAUCAAAUAUUACUUUAUAAUAAGUAGAAUGGUUAGUUCACAUUAAAAAAAAUGCAUAGUUCAAAACGGUUUAUGUAUUUUUCCCUCUUUAAAGAUGCACUUUUUUACAAUCCUAACAGUAUGAGGUACUUUAUAUAUUGUGAAAUAUACAAAUUUUCUGUAAUUGUGUAUUUUGUUUUGCAAAGCAUUUAACCAAUGAUACUGCUCCUAGUCAUUAUGAUUCAAAUGUUUCAGUCACUGUUUAGAUCGAUGUUUACCGAAUAACAUGUAUCCUAUUUAACAUAUACAUGAAUCACGCUGUACAAAAGCAUGUAUUUGCACUUUUUUUACAAUAUGAAGUAUUAUUAAACUUAAAAAUAUUGCAA
Puntigrus tetrazona (Sumatra barb) is the source of this 2188-nucleotide messenger RNA. RefSeq names its product pleckstrin homology domain-containing family S member 1-like. The transcript has 13 exons. NCBI's taxonomy places the organism in Eukaryota, Metazoa, Chordata, Actinopteri, Cypriniformes, Cyprinidae. The record is from RefSeq and is a predicted model, not a curated record. Bases 362 to 1519 code for a protein of 385 amino acids.